Messenger RNA from Striga hermonthica, 432 nucleotides. Lineage: Eukaryota; Viridiplantae; Streptophyta; Magnoliopsida; Lamiales; Orobanchaceae. The record is from the annotation of a GenBank genome assembly.
AUGUCGAUGGAAUUGACCUCCGAACGUGUUUGUUAUCUUCAGUGCAACUAUUGCAACACCAUUCUAGCGGUUAGUGUUCCAUAUGGCAGUAUGAUGACAUUUGUGACAGUGAGAUGUGGGCAUUGUGCAAAUUUGCUGUCAGCUAAUAUGGCUGCUUUGCUUCAGUCUGUUCAUCUUCAAGAUUUUCAGCUCCACAAACAACAGUCAGUGACGGCCAAUUAUAAAGACGGUGGAUCGUCGUCAAAGUGCAAUAGAUUCGGACCGAUGCAAACCGAUUACGAACAACCUAAGACGCCUCCAAUACGCCCUCCAGAGAAAAGGCAACGUGUUCCAUCAGCUUAUAAUCGUUUCAUAAAAGAGGAGAUUCAAAGGAUAAAAGCAAUGGGCACAUUUUCCUCAUAUUCAUUUUGGACUAAAGCUGGAUGGCAAUAA